AUAUCUAAUUUUACACUAUACUACUCUAGUUCCGAUAGACACAUAUCAGGUUCAAGGUUCAAAUCUAUCAUUCACCACAGAAAUGUUAAGGAAGAAAGAGUGGGGUAAAGUUUAUGUUUUAAGAGUGGAGUUCCCAGCAUCAAUUUAAAACAAAUUUGUAAACAAGUGAGUGUGCUGCUUAUCCCACAAAAAUUUAUUAAAUCAAUAUGAAACUGCGGUUGGGAUUGAUGUUAGUGCUCGUAUCGAUAAUGGGGUGCGAUCGGUACGUCGUAGGUGCGAUUUUCAAUUAUAAACUACCCUCGUUUCAUUUAACGAGUGACGGUGGAGAUUUUCCAUACGAUAACGGCAUCGAUAAUUCGGAUUAUCCGAAACCCGUGUCGCAAAUGGUUUCCAUAAGUGAAGACGAAUUUACCGCUUUGCGUAUCGAAUAUAUCAAAAAUCAAAUACUCAAGAAGCUUCGGUUGAAGGAGAAGCCGCAAAUAUCAGUCACCGAUUUACCGACACCCGUGAAAGAGUACGAGAGUUUGCUUCCCGAUCAGGAUAUGAACCUGCAGAGUAACUACGACGAUGAUUUCUACGGGAAAACCACUCAAGCGAUUAUUUUCCCCUACGAAGAUGCAGCGCGUUGCCUCAGGAAAAUCCGAUUUCCUUCUGCGUGCCUCCCCUUCCAAAUGCCCAGGGAUAUCCGUAGCUCUGAAGUGAGCAGCGCGGAGUUAUGGUUCCACAAAAAGAAAGACACAAUGGACUCGCACAACCAAACUUUCGUUAUAUCGGAAGUUGCCCACUGGGACACGAAUAAAAGUUUCCAAAAAACCAAACCGAUCGCUAUCAGGGAGACCAGUUUGUCAGAAGGAUGGUUAAAAGUAGACGUAACCUAUGUCGCUAAAAACUGGUUGGAUUAUCAGAAUUCGCCAGUCCAUGCUAUCAAUUUGGUGUGCAAAACUUGUGGUGUUGAUAAGAGUCAGUCCCCAGUGUCGUUUUCGCCAGAACUUAAACCGUUCUUGGUGAUUUACACGCAUUCGCAGCAAAGAAGAUCAUUCGUGCAUCGCAGACAGAAGAGAUCGCUGGACUGCAAAGUAUCUCCAAACGAAUGCUGCAGAGAAAGUCUCUACGUCUCCUUCGAGGAGAUCGGUUGGAACGACUGGAUAAUCAAGCCGGAAGGCUACAACGCGUACUUUUGCAGAGGAUCCUGUACUACUCCCACAGCUAUAAUGAACAGUGCUAGCCACCAUAACAGUAUACUGCAGAAAGUUAUGGGAAAAAACAGCCAGCGAGGUGCGAGACCCGAACUAACUCCAUGCUGCGCAGCUACGCAGUUUCAACCUCUACAAUUGGUCUACAUGGACGGCAAUAAAACGCUAACGACAAAAUUGUUAUCGAAUAUGAUCGUAGAGACUUGCGGAUGUAUGUGAACAUUCGAUAGUGUCUUAAGUGUUGCGCCAGUAUUCAUUUCUAUUGAAAUCUGAAAUCCGUAGACGUCUACGGGUGUCGAGUGCGUAUUUCUGCGGCGAAUUUUACGUUUUUGUAAUGUCGCCUGCAGCGUAUGGAUGAUGAGCGCGUUCGAAAUCAUAUUUAUCGGUUCCUAUUGUAGGUUACUGACCUUAAAGUUUAAUAUAGUUAUCUUAAUUUAUUUUUUUCUUCUAAUCGAAUAAUUAGUAAGGCCGCCGAAUG
Messenger RNA from Cylas formicarius (sweet potato weevil), 1671 nucleotides. RefSeq names its product inhibin beta chain-like. The record is from RefSeq and is a predicted model, not a curated record. Gene Ontology annotation, biological process: BMP signaling pathway; SMAD protein signal transduction. NCBI's taxonomy places the organism in Eukaryota, Metazoa, Arthropoda, Insecta, Coleoptera, Brentidae. Gene Ontology annotation, cellular component: extracellular region. The transcript has 4 exons. Gene Ontology annotation, molecular function: cytokine activity; growth factor activity. The coding region runs from base 207 to 1412 and encodes 401 amino acids.